AUGUCAAAUUUAUUAGAUGAUGAUGAAAUUAUUCUACAAUCACCAGAUUCAAUUAUAACUUCAUCAAUUGGUUACAGCCCCAGAAGUCUUUCGACAAAUGUUGAUAUUUCAGGUACAUCAUUAAAUUAUAGCGUUGGUGGUGAUAAAUCAUCAUUUCCACCCACAUCACCACAAUUAACAAAUACAAUUGAAUCACCAACACUCACCACAUCAUCUACGGUAUCAAAUAUAACCAAUACAAUUGAACCACCUACUUUGUUAACAACUACCACAACAUCACCAACUAUAACAACUACACUCUCCUCUUCAAAUCCUGGUACACCUAAAAAAAUCAGAGAUAUACCUCCACCACCACCAUUACCGACAGUGGUUACACCUUCACCUUAUUCGAAUGACCCAACAAAAAUCUCAACUUCUUCAAAAAAUGAUAAAGAUAAUAUAAAUAAUACUUUUGUAACAUUAAUUACUGAAGAAAACCAGUUAAGUAGCGAGGAAAAAGAAAUUUUUAAAAAUCAAAAAAACACAUUAAUUUCUGCUUUACCAGAAGUACCAACAUUAAUAUCACCCUCCCCAACACUUGGAAGAAACGCUUAUAGAAACUCUGGAACAUGGAAUAAACCACCACUUUCACCACAAAAUAUUUCACCAUCAGGUUCUUUAAACAAUAGCUCAAAUAAUAUUCAUAAUGGAUCAAUUUCACCAGUUGGAUCUGCAUCGGCAAAUACAUUACAAAUUUUAUCGCAAUUAAACCAAAGCCGUAGUUUACCAACUUCUCCACACUAUAUAACAUCUCCAACUAUGCCAGCUUUAAAUAAACAAAACACAGCUUCAAUUUUUGGCAGUUAUAAAGCACAACAACAACAACAGCAACCACAAGUAUUAUACCAAACCGGUUCACCUCUUUCAAGCGGUAUAACUUCACCACUCCAACAAUCACCCAAUAGUCAAUCACCAGUUACCUAUCAAAGAAAUCAUAGUCAAUCAUUAAUUACACCACUAAAUUUAAAUUCAGAUUCUACAAUGGGUCCCAGCAGUGGUUCAAACUCACCAUCUAUUUCAAAAAAAGAAAAGAAACAACAACAACAACAACAGCAACAGCCACAAGUUUCAUUUAAUCCUGGUGCUACUACUAGAUCACCAAAUUUAAUGUCAAGUACACAAAGAUCAUCAGGUGUUAUGGGAUUUUUAGGUAAAAUGAGUCUUAGCAAAGAAAGAAUGAGUAAACUAGUUACUCAAACUAAAGAAACUUAUAAAACUCCAGGCAACAGUAAUCCUACAUCACCAACUAGCACUUUGGUACCAUUUGAGGGUAUUUUCGGUAUUCCACUUCGUGUAAUAUUACGUUACCCAAAUGAAUCUGGAAACCAAAUCCCAUCAAUUCUUAAUAAUAUUUUUUCAAUUCUUGAAUCAAGUUCUGCCCUUUCAACCAAUAAAUUGUUUUAUGGCGCCAAUGGUGACUUUAGUCCCUCAUCAACAUCAGUUCCAACACAAACAAAUGUUACAAGUUUACCAACAUCACCAAAUCUUUCCUCAUCAUCAGGUUCUUCAGGAUCAGCUUCACCAAAUUUGUCAACAAUCUCAAGUUUAAGUAACUCUAGUUUAAAUGAUCCAAAUGGUAAAAAUAGUAUUACAUCACAAAGUACUAUAUCUUACUCACCAACCAAUAGUAGUCAUCAUCAUCAAAACAUAUCACACAAAUCAAUUAAACAAGAAGUUGAACAUAUUUGUAACCUUUAUGAUCAAGGUAAUGAUGUAUCACUUAAAAACUAUAGUAUUCAUGUUAUAACCGAAGUUUUCCUCGAGUUUUUUAAUCGUUUACCAGAGCCAAUUAUUAGCGUUGAGUUUUAUGAAACUUUAUUAAAUUAUUAUCAAACAGAAACAUUGUUACAUUUAAUGAUAAGAAAAAUGAACAAUCCAAAUAAAUCAAUAUUAUGUAGAUUAAUGAAAUAUUUAAAAGAUGUUAUGGUAUAUACCAAUUUUAAUGAUGCCACAUUAGAGUUGUUAGUAGAAAGAUUUCAUAAAUAUAUAUUAAGACCAAGUAUUGGUGCAGCUCAAUCAUGUACAAUUAGCGAAUCACAUACCAAGACCAUUAAAGAUAUCGUUUCAAUGUUUAUUUUACAAGCAGAUGUUUUAUUCCAACCACCAGAAGAGCGUAUGAAUUCAGAUGAUUCACAAAUUCUUUAUAUCGAGGAGGUUUUAUCAAGCCAAAAGAGUAGCAACAAUACUUCAUUAAAUGGAAACUUAUGGUUAUUCCAUAAACAAAUUGUUUGGAGACCAAAGGUUAAUACUGAGGGUGAGCCAGAUUUACAAAUUCUAUUUAGCAGUAUUUUAAAAAUUGUAUUAGCUCCAGCCCCAACAAGAAAAGAACAACAAAAAACUUUACCAAAUUUUACAAUUUAUUGUUCAAGCGAAACCAAAACUGUAAUAACAUUCUAUUUCCAAAAUCCUUCAACUUGUAAAUUAGUUUUUGCUUUUAUUCAUUCUGUAAUUAAAUCAAUUUCGCAAUUAAAUAGAAUUAUUCCUCAAAAACUAGAUAUGUUUUCAUUAGAGUUAGAAAAUUUACCAAACGAAAUUAAACAAUUAAAAGAAUUACAAGAAUUAAAUUUAAAUAGAAAUAAGUUUAAAUUAAUGCCGGGUGAUUUAGCAAGAUUAACAUCAUUGAGAACCAUUUGUAUCGAAGAAAAUAAUUUAACAGAGAUUUCAUCAGAAAUGGCAGAUUUCCUUGGUACUAGAUUAGGAAACUUAGAAAAUGUUAGUUUAAGUAGUAAUCGUUUAGUAGUAUUACCACCACUUUAUACAUGGUUAAAGUUAAAGACAUUGAAUAUUUCAAAUAAUUAUUUGACUAAAUUGCCAGUAGAUAUUUUCCAAAUUCCAACAUUAGAGGUAUUACGUGUCAGUAAUAAUCAAAUCGAUGAUAAUGGUAUUCCAAAGAUAUGUACAUCAACUCGUUUAAGAUCAUUGGACUUAAGAAAGAAUCAUCUCACCACCAUUCCAGAAGGUAUUUUCAAUUUAAUUGAAUUACAAGUUCUCACUUUACAAGAUAAUCAAAUUCAACAAUUAACCUCUGAUAUCCAAAAAUUAACUUCACUUACCGAAUUAAAUUUAAAUGGUAAUCAAAUUUCAUCAUUACCACCACAACUACUUUUAUUAACAAACUUGAAGAAACUUUACUUGGAUAAUAAUCAGCUUCAAUCCAUCAGUUCUGCUAUUCAUAGAAUGCAAUCUCUAAUCGAAUUAAGAUUAACAAAUAAUAAUAUAUCACGUUUACCACCAGGAAUUGUUGCUCUCAAGAAGCUAAACUCUUUAGAGUUAACUGGUAAUAAACCAUUAAAAGAUAAUAUCCCAGAAAAGUAUAUCCUCAAGGGCAAAGAAGGUAUAUUUUCAUAUUUUUCAGAGACUAUGAGAACUAAUGUACCUUGCUAUAGAACAAGAAUUAUAAUGCUCGGUGAUAAGGGAUCAGGUAAAUCAAAUCUUGUAAAAUGUUUAAAGAAAGUCCCAACCAAACCAAAUACAUCAUUAUCUCAUAAUGCAUCAGGUACAAAUGUUUUAGAUAUUCAAGAUUGGUCUUGUCAAAUUAGUGUUGAUGGUCCAGAUGGGAAGAAAAAGAAAACCAUUACCAUUCAUCUUUGGGAAUUUGAAGGUAUUCAAAAUGAUAUUAGCCAUGUCUUCUUUGUUUCAAAUAUAGUUUACAGUAUUUGUUUUGAUUUGUCUAAAUUUGGCACCAAGCAAAAUGACCAUAAAAUUACAAGUUAUCUCUAUGGUAUCUAUCAACACGAUCGUAAAGCUACCAUUUUAAUGAUCGGUACCCAUUUAGAUGAAGUUGGUUCAAAAAAACACGUAGAUAAAACAUUCGAACUAUUAAUGGCAAAAUAUAAAACCUUAUUCCCAUCUUUAAAUUUAAUCUUCCAUGCUGUAAAUACAAUGAAGCAUGAUAGUGAUGGUAUUAGAAAACUUAGAAGAGAAAUUAAAGCAAUGAUUUCAAAGAACCCAAUUCUCAAACAAACCUAUCCAGCCUCUUUUAUGUAUUUAGAAGAUUAUCUUAAAGAAGAAUCAAACUUAAUGUCACCACCAUUAGUUACCAAGAAAACCCUUCAACAAAUGGCACGUACAAUGGAGCUUCAUAACGAACCACAUUUCACCCAAUUGAAAUCAUUAUUUAAUUCAUUGGGCUCAAUAGCAUCUUUUGAACAAUUUAUUCGUAUGGAACCAGGUUCAACACCAACCAAAACUGAAAUGAUUGCUCUUAAUCCAAUAUGGAUUGCCAAAGCCAUCGCAUCAUUAGUCUGCUUUAAUCCCCAAAACUUACCAUUUAAUGUUAGUGUAGGUUCAGAAGAAGCUAUCGAUGCCCAAUCAUCAACUACAAUAGCAGGUAUUUUACCUCAUAGGGUAUUAAGAUAUGUUUGGGGUACCAACUCGCAAUAUUAUGUACCAGAAAGAUUCUUUUCACUAUUCCUUUCAUUAUUAGAGUCAAAUGAUUUAGCAAUCAACAUUUAUUCAAUCGAGCAAAACAAUCACCAUGGAAGUUUUGGUGACCGUAGAAACUCAAGAUUAGAAAGUUUUUCAGCAAUCGGAAAUGAUUCACUUUCACCACAAAUGCUUGGUGUUAAUACAAAUCUAAAUAAUCGUCGUUACUCGAUAAGUUUAAACAACUUAACUAGUUUUUCAACAAACCAGAAAGUUAGAUAUGGCCGUUCAAGCUCAUUUAAUGCUAGAUCAGGUUGGGCAUUAGUAUCAUCACUAUUAUCACCCUACAAUAAUGGUAACCCUAUUGUUACAUCUGGUCAAAGCUCAAUCAAAUCAAACUCCUCAGUUCAAUCGGUCCAAUUAUCGUUGUCACCUAUCAUUGAUUUACCAGGUGUUUGGGAAGCUUUUCCAGAGGCUCCAGAGAUUCAACAAUUUACUAGAAAAUUUGUAUUGGAUGUCAUACCAGUAGGCUUAUUUGGAAGAUUAUUAAGUAGAUUAAUGCAACAUGCACAUUUACAAAAAUGUUGGAAAGAUUUGGCCAUUCUAGUACCAGAGAUUGAUGGUAAUGCUGCAUCUGCUUCAAAUAUUAUCCAAUCAUUAACACCAGUUCAGAAACAAUUUAAGCAAGAACGUAUUUUAGUAAAUGUUGACCAUGACUGUAACUCUAUUGAAAUCUCAUUAAGAUUUAUCAAAUGCUCUUCACUUUUAUCAGAAAUAUACAAUAUUUUCGAUUCAUUGGUUACUAAGUGGUAUAAAGUUGGCUAUAAGACCUUUAUCACCUGCAGUCAUUGCAUUGAAAAGAAAAAUGUUUCACCAUAUCUAUUUAAAUUAGAAGAGUGCGAAGCAAUGCUAUUUAAAGGUGAAACUGAACUUUAUUGUCAACAUAAAUCUGGUGUUAAUGAAGCCACCUCAUCCCCAAUUUCUUCAUCAAGAUCAAACUCUAAACUUUCAAGAAAAGAUUCAAAAUCAAACUUUGUUAUUAAUGAAAAUGGUAGCAGCUCACCAACACUAUCCAAAAAAGAUCAUCACAAAGAAAAAGAUCACCAUCAUAAGGAUUCCAAGGAAAAAGAUACAAAACACCAUCACAGCCAUCACCAUAAAAAAGAUAAAGAAUUACAAAAAGAUUUAUCAACUCCAGUAUUAAUUCGUAAUUUACUAUUAGAUCAUCACACCGUUUGUAAUUUUAUUAAAGAAAUUGACUUUAAGGAAAUCGAAGUAUUACCAGAUCACUCAAGUCAAAGCGAAAAUGGAUCUACAUCACAAUCUAUGGGUAUGUACGGUAGUCAAUUUGUAAAUGUUAAAGUUUUUAAUCAACCAUUACCUGGAUGUGAUUUCUAUAGCAACUGUGCUAAAGUUUUAUCAAAUUUCAGACAUGAAGCACUUUCAUUAUACAAUUUCCGUCAUACAAACGUUUUAUCAAUUAUUGGUGUAUCAUUCAAUCCUGUCGCAAUUAUCACUGAAAACCCCACAUUUGGUAACAAAGGUAGCACAACAUUAACUGAAUAUAUUCAAGAUCGUCAAAAACACCCAGAGAUCCCAUGGAAUAUAAAAUUAAAGAUUGCUUUAGAUAUUGCCCGUGCUCUUGAAAAACUUAACUCCCAUUCACCACCAUUCCUAUUAACAAACUUUACAAGCAAUAGUAUAAUUUUAGAGAAAUCAAACAAUAGUUCCUCUUCGUCAUCAAGUGAUGAUUGUGGUGUUAUAGCAAAAAUAACCGACUUUUCAAGCUCAUCAUUUUUACCAUCUCUUUUCCCAACUAGCAAUACAGCCAAACCUCACCAUGCUCCAGAAGUUCUCCAAAAACUAAACUAUCAUGAAUAUACCGAUGUUUAUUCAUUUGGUAUUAUAUUGUUUGAACUUUUAACCCGUUCUAUUGCCUUCCAAGACCAUGAACGUUUUGGUAAUAUGGUAGUUAAUGGCCAACGUCCCUCAAUCCCACCAGAUUGCUUACCAUCAUUUGCCGAUCUCAUCAAAGACUGUUGGUCUGGUGAACCAUUAAACAGACCCUCACCAAGCAAAAUUAUUCAACAACUUUUACAAAUUAAAAAAGAAAUCGAAUCAAAAGAACACAACUAUAAGAGCUUGGCAUCAGAUAACAAUAUUUACUCUGAUCAACCAUUACCAAGUGGUGGUUCAAUCAUUUACCAAGAUAAAAUUAUUCAUUUUGGUGGCUGGAAUGGAUCUUCAAAACCACACUCAAACGUCUAUUCUUUAAAUCUCUCAAGCAUGCUUUUUGAAGAUAAACUAAUGGUUGUUAUUAAUGAUAAAGGCUCACCUACCUAUAAGGCAUUCUAUCAACACAUGCAAUCAGAAUUUUGCGAAGAAAACUUAAUUUUUUAUGAAGCCAUUAAGACCUUCAAGAACCUACCAAACCAAACACCAGAUGACCGUGAAAUCAUUAAGAUUCAAUCCAAGAAGAUCUUUCAAGUAUUCAUUGGUGAAACUGCACAAAAAGAAAUUAACCUACCAUUCCUUUUAAAGAAAGAGUUGAAAAAGAAAAUUGAAGCUCCAGAAGGUCCAUCUGUUACAGUAUUUAACGAUACUUUGUCAUUUGUUAUUUCCUCAAUCGAAGAUAGCUUCCAUAGAUUUAAAUUCUCUACUCCCUCAAAUAGUAAAAAUGGUUGGGUAUUAAUUGAUUGUAAAGGUCAAGCACCUCCACCAAUGGUUGGUCACUCCUCAAUUCUUUGGAACAAUAAUUUAGUUAUUAUAGGCGGAUGGUUUAAUAGAGCAAGAGUACUAAACCAAUGCUUCAUGUUAAAUUUAGAUAGCUUUGAAUGGCAAAACUUCUCAACGUCCGGUGAUGUUCCUCCAUCAUCUACUGCUGCUUUAAAUAUUACUUUACAUGGCGAUUAUCUUUUAGCAUAUUACGAAAGCAGAGGAGAGUCCAAAACCUCAAUUUAUAGACUUAAUCUUGAAAGUAUGGUUUGGUUUUCCUUAAACUUAAAACCAAACUAAACUAAUAAAUAAUAAAUAAUAAUAAUAACAAAUAAUAAAAAUAAUAAUAAACCUGUAUUAAAAUGUAAAUAUUUAGUAAAUAAAAAUAAAAUUUAGAUAUAAUCCUAACGAAUAAAAUAAAA
Molecule: messenger RNA, 7541 nt
Organism: Dictyostelium purpureum
Lineage: Eukaryota; Evosea; Eumycetozoa; Dictyosteliales; Dictyosteliaceae
Gene: roco10
Product: roco10, ROCO family protein
Exons: 3
Coding region: 1-7419 (2472 amino acids)
Biological process (GO): signal transduction; protein phosphorylation
Molecular function (GO): ATP binding; protein kinase activity; protein binding
Source: RefSeq, a predicted model, not a curated record